UCGCGCUCCUCCUCCUCCACACGAGUGAACGAAGAUGGCGCAGGGCGGCACGGUUCCCAGCGAUCUCUACCAGCAUGUGUACUCGUUUCUCGUGGGAAAUAAGUUCGCUAAAGCCGCGAAAGAGUUCUUAAAGCAGGCUAACGUGAAACCUCAAGACCAAAAUGAGGACAGUCUCCUGGACAUCUUCAAUUUUUGGGUGAAGUCCCCAGAAACCAAAAAGCGCAAAGCGGUCACCAGUGGCCCUGCGGUGGUCAACGGCCCAUCGGCCAAGAAAGCAAAGAAAGAUGCGGUGAGUUCAAGUAGUGAGGACUCCAGCAGUGAAGAGGAAGCUGCAGCACCUGCCAAGAAAGUCGUACAAGCGAAAGCUCCUGCUCCAAAGAAGCCAGCAGCUGUAGCUGCUAAAAAGAGCAGCAGCUCUGAAGACUCCAGCGACUCGGAGGAUGAAGCUCAGGCUAAAACAGCAGCAAAGAAGCCUGCAGCUGUGAAACCUGCUGUUCAGCCUGCAGCACCAGCCAGGAAGAAAGACACCAGUUCCAGCAGUGAGGAGUCAGACUCUGAGGAGGAGCCGGCCAAAACUCCAGCAACAGGAGCAAAGGCUAAGCCUGUGGCAGGGACCCCUAAACCGGCGUCCACUCCAGUGUCUGCAGCUCAGAAGAAGCAGGACAGUAGCAGCAGUGAGGACAGCUCAAGUGAAUCCGAGGACGAGGCUCCAGCUAAGACAGCAGUAAAAACACCAGUCCCGGUGAAGACCCCUCCAGCUAAACCCGCGGCCCCUGCAGAAUCCAGCAGUGAGGAGUCAUCCUCAGAUGAGGAAGAUGCACCUCCUACUAAGAAACCCAAGAUUGGACAAUUCAACGCCGUCCCGCGCCCUGGAACACUGACCGCUCCAGCCAAAGCCCCUGUUGCCAAAGCUGCUCCGGCUAAAGCAGCCCCAGCUAAGAAAGCACCUACAAAGGUCACUCCUGCUCAGAAAAAGGACUCUUCGAGUUCAGAUUCUUCAAGCUCAGAGGACGAAGCAGCAAAGCCAGCUGUCAAAGUCACACCGGCAAAAGCUGCAUCUGCUAAAUCUACACCUGCAAAAGUCGCUCAAGCUAAAGCCACACCUGCUAAAGUCACCCCGGCUGCAGACAAGUCUUCAUCUUCGAGCUCAGAAGACUCUGACGAUGAGGAGGAGGCCAAGAAACCGGCAGCUAAAGUUGUCCCUGUUAAGCCUGCGCCAGCCAAGAAAACGCCAGCUAAAGUCAAGCCCGCUGCAAAAGAAUCAUCAUCAUCAUCUAGCUCAGAGUCGGAGGAAGACAAACCGGCCACAAAACCAACCCCAGCCAAGCCUGCUCCUGCUAAAGCUGCUCCUCCAAAGACAACCCCUGCUAAGAAAGACGAUUCCUCAAGUUCAGACAGCUCUGAGGAUGAGGCACCUGCUAAACCAGCAGCAAGGUCCAAGCCUUUGAGCACUCCUAAACCUGCAGCCAAGCCCGCUAAAUCCAGCUCUGACUCGGACAGCUCUUCAGAUGAAGAACCUCAAAAGAAACCUGCCAGCAGACCGGUAUCCAAACCUGCUACCCCAGCAAAACCUGCCCCAGCCAAACCAACUCCUGCAGCCAAACCGACCGCUAAACCAGCGGCAAGCAGCUCAGACUCGGACAGCUCAUCAGAUGAGGAGCCACAAAAGAAAACCACCGCCACACCGGUAUCCAAACAAGGCACCCCAGCUAAACCUGCAGUUGCAGCUAAACCAGCCGAUAGCAGUUCUGACUCUGAAACCGACAGCUCUGACUCCGAAGACGAGACUCCAGCUGCAAAGAAAGCUAAACCAGCGGCGGCUGCUACUACUAAGAGCCCUGCCCCUGCCUCCAAACCACCUGCUCCAGCAGCUGAGUCCAGCAGCAGUGAUUCGGACAGCUCCAGUGAAGACGAGAAGAAGGUGAAGACUGUGACGCCCAAAGCAGCAGCAGCUAAGCCGGCCAUGACUCCAAUUAGUGCGAAGAAAGCAGAGAGCGGUAGCUCUGAAUCUGACAGCUCAGACUCUGAGACAGAGGCUAAGAAGACUCCCGCCAAGCCUGCAGUCACCAACGGAAAGGCUGCUACAACAAAAACCCCCACUUCUGUAGCAAAGACUCCGGCUAAAAAGACAGCAGAGUCUUCAUCCUCGAGUGACAGCGGUUCUGAUGAAGAAGAGUCGCCUAAAACACCAGCUGCGAAAACGCCACCUGCUACAAAAGCACAGGCUGCUAAGGCCAAAGCAGACAGCAGCUCGUCUGAGGACUCUUCAUCGGAGGAAGAGGAAACGACGGCCAAGACUCCCGUCACAACAAACGGCACCAAGAGCAAAAAAAAGGGCAAAGAGGAAGAAACGACAACACCCAAGAAUACAAAAAUCACCACAUCCACACCUCAGACUUUUCCCAGAACCAAACAGAAGGAAAGCAAUGCUCCUUUCCGUAGAGUAAGAGACGAGGAAAUUGAGAUGGACCCCCGCCUGGCAGACAAUUCAUUCGACGCAAAGAUGGGAGCCAACGGUGACUGGGGCCAGAAGGCCAACAGCGUGCUUAAAUUUACUAAGGGCAAAUCUUUCCGGCAUGAGAAGACCAAGAAGAAGCGUGGCAGUUAUAGAGGCGGCGCAAUCUCCACCUCGGUGAACUCCAUUAAGUUUGACAGUGACUGAGAUCAAUCUCAAAUUAAGAACCUCUGAACUCUCCAUGUCUGUCUGUUUGACCCAUUUGUUGCUACAUCAGCUCUAGCAAGCACUGUUUUGACCCGUCUAGCCUCUGUUCCUGCGCAUGUUCCUGACAUGGGCCGGCAUUGACUGAAGAAAGCACGAAUAGAGGGGGUUGAGGUGUAUGGCUGUUUUUUUUUUGUUUUUACUCAAUCUUUCAAGCAGUUAGACACGGUGACCACAUGGUGGCGCCAAUUCAUUGUGUUUAGGCCUAUUGAUUAGCUUGUAUGUAAAAUAUGGUUUUGGCUUCACUGUAAAAUGUUUCUUAAAGUUGGCAUGACAAAUUAUGGGCGUCUGUUCUAACAGGUAAUUGUUAAUAUACUAGAAAUGACGGAGUGAUUUUCUUUUUUAUUAUUAUUAUACGUCAAAGAAAUGUCAUUGUAAUGGUUGCAUUAACAUUUUAUGAGCCUAUCCAUGCAUCUUGAGCCUGGUGAUUUGUCUGAUUUGAAGAAGCGGUGUAGUUAAUGACUCCGCCCACUUCUGUUUGACACACUGGAAGACCACCCUUAAAAUAGCACAUGAAUCAUCCUCCAGUGUGUCAAACAGAAGUGGGCGGAGUCAUUAACUACACCGCUUCUUCUGUUUGACACACUGGAAGACCACCCUUAAAAUAGCACAUGAAUCAUCCUCCUUCGGUUUUAGUUUUAAUCUUUUAUGGCUUCAUAUGUUAUGCAGGAUUUUGUAAUUUGGUGUGCUUUAUGAUCAGUCUUGUAACUGUAAUUAAAACUUGGACUGAAACUCAA
Molecule: messenger RNA, 3456 nt
Organism: Sinocyclocheilus anshuiensis
Lineage: Eukaryota; Metazoa; Chordata; Actinopteri; Cypriniformes; Cyprinidae
Product: nucleolar and coiled-body phosphoprotein 1-like
Exons: 13
Coding region: 35-2662 (875 amino acids)
Cellular component (GO): nucleolus; nucleoplasm
Molecular function (GO): protein binding
Source: RefSeq, a predicted model, not a curated record